AUGCAGCACGCUCUACUCCUCCUCCCACUCCUCCUCCUCCUUACAGUCGCAGCGGCGUCUGACGGCACCCCGCCACCGGCGCUCGUCUCGUUCACUGUCGAUGAAGCGGUGGUGGGCUCGACCUCGGUCUCGGUGAGCGGCACCACGUGCACCUUUACCUUCGAUACCCGACCAGCCAACACACCAAACCCGCCGCCGCCGAGCCCGCCGCCGCCAGCGACUGGCGAGGCCGAGCCGGUGGCCAAGAUCAUGGCCAUGCUCGUUGCUGAGCUGCCCAAGUCACCGUGCCUGGUCCACACCGAUGGACUCGGCUACACGUACGAGGUGUGCGCAGGCCGCGGCGGGCGGAUCACACAGACCGGACUAGGCGAGAACAACGUGGUUGGCGUCUUUAAGGGUCCUGGUGGGCCCAUCGGCGCCACGGUCCUCUACGACGGCGGCGAUCGAUGCUUUGACACGGGUGCCCCACGCAUCGCCUUUCUGCACUUUGUCUGCCCCACGGCCGUCCCGCCACAGCUCGCGCUGCCGGCCGGCGCCGAGCUCCCGACCAUCGUCUCUGUCGCCGAGCUUGCCAAGUGCGAGUACUCGUUUUUCAUCGCCUCGGAGACGGUGUGCGGCGACGACCGCUUCGACGCACAGCCAACGACCGGCGUGACUGAGGCCAAGCGGACGCAGCAGCGCACCGCGACACCGGGCCAGAGCUCCCGCACUGCUUCGCGUUGGGUCCUGGAGAUCUCGCCGGUGGCCGAUGCCGCUGGCUCGCGACCCGCCCCGCUCGCACUCACCUCGUUUGCGCUCUCCUUCGAUCCGCCGUCGUCGCCGCUCGCCGCCCGGGUCCGCGCCGCCGACUACCGGCGACUGGAUGUUGACCAGCCCGAUUGGAUUGCGGUCGAUGGAAGCGUGGCGACCACGGCUGCUUUUGAAGUUCUUUCGCCGGCCCAACGUCCGGUCGUCGUCGCCGUCUCGGCCAUCGCCAGGCGUGAGAGUUUGCAGUGA
Messenger RNA from Thecamonas trahens ATCC 50062, 996 nucleotides. RefSeq lists its product as uncharacterized. The transcript is spliced from 2 exons. Lineage: Eukaryota; Apusomonadida; Apusomonadidae. The record is from RefSeq and is a predicted model, not a curated record. The coding region runs from base 1 to 996 and encodes 331 amino acids.